AUGAUGGGAUAUUUCGCAUACACCAAUUUUACCUAUUCUGCUGGGAAAUCCGUUGACCUCGCAACGACCGUAUUUGGAGAAAUCCUUGUGCAUAAGUACCUUUCUCAGCUCUUUUCGAAUUAUUUUGGAUUUUCGAUCAUUUGGGACCACAGCUCACUUACUACUGAUGGAAAGCUGUGUUUAUUGAAUGUCACUUGUACCGGCUCAUCAAACCAAAAUCCGCCUUGCUCCUUCGACUUUUCCAUUGGCAAUCUUGUUGUCGAGCUCUCGCCGAGAAAAUUUCUUUUCGAAAAAUCGGGCAUCAUCAAGUCACUAGAUAUUGAUGGAGUCACAGGCACAAUCACUCAAGAUGGAUACUUUGAUUACUCUUCUGGAAUUCCGUACAAGUUUCCGUAUGCUCCCAAUUCGCUGUUUAUUGAGGAGCAUGUUCAUGUUUCGAAUUUAAAUCUUUUUUUUCAGUAUCCAGAGCCAUACAAGUCAUUUGAUCUCCUCAUUUUUGAAGCGCAGCUUCCACGACUCUCUUCUUAUAUGCUAAUGUAUGACAUUCUCCAAGCACACUACAUCAGGGGAGAAUACGAUGGCUCCCCUUUUGUGUAUGCCAUUCCGUCUGACCAAGAUGUUUCGUCGAAUUAUCACAUCAAUCGACCAGAUAAAGUCAAGUUUACCCCGCAAAACGAGUCUUUGCUUCAAUUUCGAAAGCUUUUAAUCGAAAAGGUCUCCAUUUCCCACUUUCGAGAACACACCUCAUCAACUGGAAUUUUCAAUCUCCUUUCAACUGGAGCAGUUGAUAUUAAUGCUGUCAUUAGUCUUCCAUGCCAUUUCAGUUUUGUUGAAAAAUCUCCGACACUCAUCGGAAACGCAUUGCCCGGAAGAGUCGAAGAGAUUCCGGACCAAGUAAUUUCGCCUUCAAUUACAAAGGUGCUUUUAGAAGACAAUUCAGAGGUCUUGUCCCUUGAAAAUAUGCUAGCAAAAAAGAUUUUCUCUUCCUCUAAAUACAGUUCGUUUGCAAACACUUUUGAUGGGGCUCAAAAUACCAUCCUAUCCUUCCCGGACCUUGAAAUUCGAAGAGGCGCCAAUCAAAAUUUAAUCGGAUUUUGGUUCCACGUUACGCUUCGAAACCUUUCUCUAGCAGACCAUUUCUUCAAUCAGCGAAGUCUUUCCAUGGGCGAAAAUUUAUUGCUCAGAUUUGUCGCGGAAUCUAGACGCCAUGUUCCGGUUUCAUUUUCCUUUGAAAUGAGCAAAACCGAAGAUUUUAGUGGAGUGUGGACACCAUAUAAUUCCGGACUGACCAGAUGUCUCAAGAAAAGCUUUACAUACGCCCUUACCAAGUACUUUGAAGCGGAGCGUAGUACAUUGUCUUUUUAUCUGAAAUUUGGAGCCUGGUCUGCCUCAUCCCUCCUUUCCAAGUCAUCAUUGAUCUUUUCACCGACCUCUUUAAUGCUAUCCUAG
This is a messenger RNA of Mitosporidium daphniae, 1449 nucleotides long. RefSeq names its product mitochondrial distribution and morphology (MDM) family protein. The record is from RefSeq and is a predicted model, not a curated record. Gene Ontology annotation, cellular component: mitochondrial inner membrane. NCBI's taxonomy places the organism in Eukaryota, Fungi, Microsporidia. The coding region runs from base 1 to 1449 and encodes 482 amino acids. Gene Ontology annotation, biological process: mitochondrion inheritance. The transcript has a single exon.